AGAAAUGGGCGGGGUUUAUGACUUUGUGGCUGUGGGAACUAGUGACGACUGGAGGACCAUUGAAAUAACAAAAUGGAGGAAUACGCACGGGAGCCAUGUCCGUGGAGAAUUGUGGACGACUGUGGAGGUGCUUUCACCAUGGGGGCCAUUGGAGGAGGGAUCUUCCAGGCAGUCAAGGGCUUCAGAAAUUCACCUUCACCGGGUGCAACGUUCCUGAACUGCUUACAGGGAUGAGCCACCGAUUGAAAGGUAGCAUGACUGCCAUCAAAACCAGAGCCCCACAGUUGGGGGGUAGCUUUGCAGUAUGGGGAGGCCUCUUCUCCAUGAUUGACUGUGGGUUGGUAAAGGUACGGGAGAAAGAGGACCCCUGGAACUCCAUCACAAGCGGGGCCAUGACUGGAGCCAUCCUCGCAGCAAGAAAUGGACCUGUGGCCAUGGUGGGCUCUGCAGCAAUGGGAGGUAUACUGCUGGCGUUGAUAGAGGGUGCUGGGAUCCUGCUCACUAGAUUUGCUUCAUCACAGUUCCCAACUGGUCCCCAGUUUGCUGAGGAGCCAGCCCCCAUGCCUGCCCCUUCCUUUGGAGGAGACUACAGACAGUACCAGUGAGAGGUCCCUCUCAGUCUCUAGGCCUUUUUGAAUUCCUUGCUGAAGUUACACUGGGGAAAUGGAGGACAAAUACUACACAAUACGCAAUUGCAAUUGCCUUUUACCAUCUUCAGCCUUGUCAGUUGUGCGUAGUUCACCCUACAUUGGUUAAAAUAUCUGAACUGGAGACGAGGGAAAAGUUUGUAGUUUGUAUAAUCAUACAUUGGGGCGGCAGGGUAGCCUAGUGGUUAGAGCGUUGGACUAGUAACCGGAAGGUUGCAAGUUCAAAUCCCCGAGCUGACAAGGUACAAAUCUGUCGUUCUGCCCCUGAACAGGCAGUUAACCCACUGUUCCUAGGCCGUCAUUGAAAAUAAGAAUUUGUUCUUAACUGACUUGCCUAGUUAAAUAAAGGUAAAAAAAAAAAAAAAAAAAA
This is a messenger RNA of Salvelinus fontinalis (brook trout), 1017 nucleotides long. RefSeq names its product mitochondrial import inner membrane translocase subunit Tim17-A-like. Gene Ontology annotation, cellular component: mitochondrial inner membrane; TIM23 mitochondrial import inner membrane translocase complex. Gene Ontology annotation, biological process: protein import into mitochondrial matrix. The transcript is spliced from 7 exons. The coding region runs from base 96 to 605 and encodes 169 amino acids. NCBI's taxonomy places the organism in Eukaryota, Metazoa, Chordata, Actinopteri, Salmoniformes, Salmonidae. Gene Ontology annotation, molecular function: transmembrane protein transporter activity. The record is from RefSeq and is a predicted model, not a curated record.